CGCUGCCCCCCCGCCCGCCGUGAUACUGAGAGCAACAGUUCCCCAGCAACACCCCUCCCCGACACAGGCACACACCCCCCAACAGGCACGCACACUCACCCCACAGCGCCCGGCUCCGCAGCGCUCCCUCCAUUGGCCCAGGAAGCCCCACCCUGCCCUGCCACACAGAACCCAGAAGGAAAGGAAGCCUCAUGCCUGAGCCGAGGGGCGCACCAUGGAUCUGACAAAGAUGGGCAUGAUCCAGCUUCAAAACCCUAGCCACCCCACAGGGCUGCUGUGCAAGGCCAACCAGAUGCGGCUGGCUGGGACUCUCUGCGACGUGGUCAUCAUGGUGGACAGCCAGGAGUUCCACGCCCACCGGACGGUGCUGGCCUGCACCAGCAAGAUGUUUGAGAUCCUCUUCCACCGCAACAGCCAGCACUAUACCCUGGACUUCCUCUCGCCAAAGACCUUCCAGCAGAUUUUGGAGUACGCGUACACAGCCACCCUGCAGGCCAAGGCGGAGGACCUGGAUGACCUGCUGUAUGCAGCUGAGAUCCUGGAGAUCGAGUACCUGGAGGAGCAGUGCCUGAAGAUCCUGGAGACCAUCCAGGCCUCCGAUGACAAUGACACGGAGGCCACCAUGGCGGACGGCGGGGCCGAGGAGGAAGAGGACCGCAAGGCUCGGUACCUCAAGAACAUCUUCAUCUCGAAGCAUUCCAGCGAGGAGAGUGGGUAUGCCAGUGUGGCUGGACAGAGCCUCCCUGUGCCCAUGGUGGACCAGAGCCCCUCAGUCUCCACCUCAUUUGGUCUGUCAGCCAUGAGUCCCACCAAGGCUGCAGUGGACAGUCUGAUGACCAUAGGACAGUCUCUUCUGCAAGGGACUCUUCAGCCACCUGCAGGGCCCGAGGAGCCGACUUUGGCGGGGGGUGGGCGGCACCCUGGGGUGACUGAGGUGAAGACAGAGAUGAUGCAGGUGGAUGAGGUGCCUGGCCAGGACAGCCCUGGGACAGCUGAGUCUAGCAUCUCCGGAGGGAUGGGGGACAAAGUUGAGGAGAGGGGCAAAGAGGGUCCAGGGACCCCAACUCGAAGCAGCGUCAUCACCAGUGCCAGGGAGCUGCACUAUGGGCGAGAGGAGAGUGCCGAGCAGCUGCCACCCCCCGCAGAGGCCAGCCAGGGGCCCCCUGGUCGACCUGAGCAUGCAGUGCCCCCAGCUGAGAAACACUUGGGCAUCUACUCCGUGUUGCCCAACCACAAGGCUGAUGCCGUGUUGAGCAUGCCGUCUUCGGUGACCUCCGGCCUGCAUGUACAGCCUGCCCUGGCGGUCUCCAUGGACUUCAGCACCUACGGGGGUCUGCUGCCGCAGGGCUUCAUCCAGAGGGAGCUGUUCAGCAAGCUGGGAGAGCUGGCUGUGGGUAUGAAGUCCGAGAGCCGGUCCAUUGGGGAGCAGUGCAGCGUGUGUGGGGUCGAGCUCCCCGACAAUGAGGCCGUGGAGCAGCACAGGAAGCUGCACAGUGGGAUGAAGACGUACGGGUGUGAGCUCUGCGGAAAGCGGUUCCUGGAUAGUUUGCGACUGAGAAUGCACUUACUGGCUCAUUCAGCGGGUGCCAAAGCCUUUGUCUGUGAUCAGUGUGGUGCCCAGUUCUCAAAGGAGGAUGCCCUGGAGACACACAGGCAGACCCAUACUGGCACAGACAUGGCUGUCUUCUGUCUGCUGUGCGGGAAACGCUUCCAGGCGCAGAGCGCGCUCCAGCAGCACAUGGAGGUCCACGCGGGCGUGCGCAGCUACAUCUGCAGCGAGUGCAACCGCACCUUCCCCAGCCACACGGCCCUCAAACGGCACCUGCGCUCACACACAGGCGACCACCCAUAUGAGUGUGAGUUCUGUGGCAGCUGCUUCCGGGAUGAGAGCACACUCAAGAGCCACAAACGCAUCCACACGGGCGAGAAACCCUAUGAGUGCAAUGGCUGCGGCAAGAAAUUCAGCCUCAAGCACCAGCUGGAGACGCACUACAGGGUGCACACAGGUGAGAAGCCCUUUGAGUGCAAGCUCUGCCACCAGCGCUCCCGGGACUACUCGGCCAUGAUCAAGCACCUGAGAACGCACAACGGCGCCUCGCCCUACCAGUGCACCAUCUGCACGGAGUACUGCCCCAGCCUCUCCUCGAUGCAGAAGCACAUGAAGGGCCACAAGCCAGAGGAGAUCCCGCCUGACUGGAGGAUAGAGAAGACUUACCUCUACCUGUGCUACGUGUGAAGGGAGGCCGUGGCAGUGGAGCAGGCGUGGGGAGCAAGGGAAGAAGAGCUAGAGACGAAGGCGAGGAAGGACUGUGCAAAAAAAGAAAAAAAGGAAAAAUCAAAAACAAAAAAAAAAGGAAAAAAAAAAAAAAAGAGGAAGCCUGAUAGCUGUUUGGCCUGGCACUCCAGGUGACCUGGACGCCAAGCCCCUGCCCUUUCCCUAGAGGCCUUCUUCCCCGGCUGGAGGUUG
Tupaia belangeri chinensis (Chinese tree shrew) is the source of this 2467-nucleotide messenger RNA. It is a transcript of the gene ZBTB16, whose product is annotated as zinc finger and BTB domain containing 16. The transcript has 7 exons. Gene Ontology annotation, molecular function: RNA polymerase II cis-regulatory region sequence-specific DNA binding; protein binding; DNA-binding transcription factor activity, RNA polymerase II-specific. The coding region runs from base 215 to 2236 and encodes 673 amino acids. NCBI's taxonomy places the organism in Eukaryota, Metazoa, Chordata, Mammalia, Scandentia, Tupaiidae. Gene Ontology annotation, biological process: regulation of transcription by RNA polymerase II. The record is from RefSeq and is a predicted model, not a curated record.